Messenger RNA from Plasmodium reichenowi, 2271 nucleotides. RefSeq names its product asparagine--tRNA ligase, putative. Gene Ontology annotation, molecular function: ATP binding; asparagine-tRNA ligase activity; nucleic acid binding. Gene Ontology annotation, biological process: asparaginyl-tRNA aminoacylation. The coding region runs from base 1 to 2271 and encodes 756 amino acids. The transcript is spliced from 2 exons. Gene Ontology annotation, cellular component: mitochondrion. The record is from RefSeq and is a predicted model, not a curated record. NCBI's taxonomy places the organism in Eukaryota, Apicomplexa, Aconoidasida, Haemosporida, Plasmodiidae.
AUGAGAAUAUAUUUUAUCACAUUAAUCUAUUUCUUUACAUUAUUAUUUUUAUUAACAAAAUGUAUUAAAAACAAGAACAGAAAUAAGAUAUCAAAUAUAAGCUGUACCUAUAACUUGUCAAGGAUAAAAAAUAGGCCUGUACUUACAACGGGUACUAAAAGGAGAAAGCUGAGGAAUUAUUUUUUUUUUUUAAACAACUACAGAAAAAUGAUAUCAUUAUGUAAUAAAAUAGAUAUAAAGAAAAGGUUCUUACUUCCUAAGUUUCAGGGGAAAUAUAAUCUGUACUGUACAACAAAAAAUGUUGAAAGGACGAGAAUUAAAGACCUAUUUAAAAUGGACGUAAAAGAAGCACAACAUAAAAAUUUUAAAAUUUGUGGUUGGAUAAAAUCAGUGAGAACAGUAGGAAAAAGUUAUUUUGUUUUUGUAGAUAUUAAUGAUGGUUCGUAUUAUAAAAAUUUACAAGUUAUUAUUGAUGAUAAAAUUCCGGACUAUGAAUAUAUUUUAAAAACGUCCACAGAUGAUGCCAUAGAAUGUUUUGGAGAGUUAAAAGGAUCCAUAGGAAAAAAACAAAAGGUAGAAUUGUGUGUAUACGAUAUUUCAAAGAAUCAUUAUAUAAAAUUAUUUAAACAAAUGAAUCAGGACACUGUAGAGGAAAAGGAAAAAAUAAAUGAUAGUGGAAAGGAAAAAGAUAAUCACAAUUUUAAAAGUAAUGAUCAUGUCAAUAAUUACAAUGAUAGUAAUAAUAAUAAUAAUAAUAAUAAUAAUGUCAAUAAUUACCAUGAUAGUAAUAAUAAUAAUAAUAAUCAUGUCAAUAAUUACCAUGAUAGUAAUAAUAAUAAUUAUAAUAAUAAUAAUCAUGUCAAUAAUUACCAUGAUAGUAAGAAUGAUCAUGCAAAUUAUUACCAUGAUAAUAAUAAUAUUAAUGAUAACAUUAUUUUUACAAAAAACUCAUCUGGCCAUAUAAAUGAAGAUAAUAAAACAAAGGGCGCCAAACACAAUAAAGAAGACUAUUAUGUGAUAUCCAAAAAAUAUCACACGAAACAAUAUUUAAGGAAUUAUCCACAUUUACGAGCAAGAACAAAAUUAUAUAGUAGCCUAUUUAGAUUAAAAUCAGAUAUAAUUUUUGAAACUUUUAAUUUUUUAAAAAAAAAAAAAAAUUAUACAUAUAUUAAUACACCCAUUUUAACAAGUAAUGAUUGUGAAGGAGCUGGGAAAUUAUUUUAUGCAACUACAUUAUUUGAUCAACAAAUAAAAAAUGAACAGAGAGAAGAAGAUCAUAUGAAAAAAGGAAUAACAAAUGAAAUAGCAGGUAAUAUAAAAGAAAAACGUUAUUAUCAAAAUGAACAUUUAGAAUAUAUAUCACGUCAUAAAAGUAUAUCGAAAAUUGAAGGUUUUGACGAAAUGUUAUUAAAAAAUGUAUCUAAUGAUUGUAUAUCACCUAACAAUACAGAAUCAUAUAAUAACUGUUUUGAAAACGAUUUUUUUAAAAAAGCAUGUUAUUUAAAUGUAUCUAGUCAAUUAUCUUUAGAAUGUUUAUGUUGUUCUAUAGGUGAUGUAUUCACUUUAAAUCCUUCAUUUAGAGCCGAGAAUUCAAAUACAUUUAGACAUUUAAGUGAAUUUCUUAUGCUAGAAGUAGAAUUAGCUUUUUCAAACUUGAAAGAUAUAAUAGACAUUUCAGAAGAAUAUAUUAAAGAAAUGAUUACUUAUGCUUUAUACAAAUCAGAAGAUGUAAAUUACUUGAAUGAAUAUCAUGAUAAAAAUUUAAAAAAUAAACUAGAAAAUAUAUUAAAUAAGAAAUUUGUUCUUAUAACAUAUGAUGAAGCAAUAAAUAUACUGAAAAAAGAAAAUAUUUUUUAUGAUUUCCAAUGGGGUAAAGAUUUUUCAUUUGAAGAACAAAAAUACCUAGCCACAAACUAUUUUAAAGCCCCUGUUGUUAUAAUCAAUUACCCAACUCAUAUAAAACCAUUUUAUAUGAAAUUAAAUGAAGAUGAAAAAACUGUCUCUUGUAUGGAUAUUAUUUUUCCAGAUGUUGGAGAAGUUGUAGGAGGGUCUGAAAGAGAAAUUAAUUUGAAGAAUUUAAAAAAACAAAUGGAAAAUAAAAAGUUAAAUAUGAAAUUAUAUGAUCCUUAUAUACAACUUAGAAAACAUGGAAAUAUACCUCAUGCUGGUUUUGGCAUAGGUAUGGAUAGAUUGAUCAUGUUCCUUUCAUCAAUAAAUAAUAUAAGAGAUGUCGUAACCUUCCCAAGAUAUCCAGGUUCACUUUUUAUGUAA